CCAACCUCGCAACCACCACCCUUCAGGAGCUCUAGGGCAGGAACGAGACAAAGAGGGGCUGCCCCCCGGCGAGAGUGGGGUUAAUCCGCCUCCUCCCGCAUGCACCCUCGCGAGUGGCCAAGAUGCUUGUCAAUCAGCUGGGGAGCGAGGGAGACGAGGCUAACCUUUCGAUCCCUUUCUCUCUCUGUGGCAGGUCAGGUGUCUGUCUGUUUUUCGCCAGCGGCAGCAACUCCAUCCAUUUCAGUUAAGACAUUUCCCCCUCGCUCACUAGAUACGCGCCGGCGUCUGUCUUGGAUGCCUGUCUGAACUGCCCUUUACCAUGUGAAGAUGAUAACGCUUCUGAACAUGUGCAAAGCGCCCCGUCCACUUAUAGCUGACACUUUCUCCAGCCACAUACACCCGCUAGUGACCACAGAGCUGCAUAAAUAUUGCGUGAAAUUUUCUCGUCUGCUCCGCCAGAGCCCUCGCUUGUUUAUUUUUAUUCCGCGGUCGUGCAAUGCUGCUGUCAACCAAGUAGAUUGCCUUGCUGGAAGCUCCAGCAGGUGGAGCUCGCGGCUCGCCUCUGUAGCCUAGCCGGAAUCAGCAAGCGGGAGACGGAGCGCCCGGGUUUGUUUCGCCUGGCGCGGGCCUGGCUUGCAGGCUGCAUCCCGGACAGGCAAAGAUCCAAGGUGACUGGAGGGGGUAGAGAGACAGGCGGCCAGGUUACUUUUACUUCGAAGCGCAGCAAUAAGGCAUCACAAUUCACAGAAAAGGCUUCAUGGAGUGAUUGUUGGUGAACACUGAAUCUCUGUAAUCCUGGGGCAUAGAAUAUAGAUAUAAUCAAUUUGGCAAAUACUGUACCAACCUCCUUAAUUGAGUACCAGAUUUACAGAACAAUUCCAUACACGACUUACUGCCUGAUGCCAUGGGGGACUUGGGCCUGGGCCGGGAGUUCCACACCUGGCACCAGUUCAGCACAUUCUUCGACGACUGGUGUGAAAAGCAUAAAGUGCUGUUCAUUAUUGCCAGCCUGAAGCCACUGAUCUCACUGCGCCAGAACCCACCCCACUAUCAGCCCAGCCUGGCCGAGACGCUCCGUUUCCGUUUUGUGCGUCUCAUCUGCAAGCACAGUGGGACCUACGUGGGGCAGAGCACAGUGCAGCGCAACCGCCUCAGUGAGAAGAUUGACUGCCCAGCCUCCAUCACAUUGCGCCUAGGCCCCAAGAAGGACCGCUUGGUGGUGAUUGAGGCCAACCUGGAGCAUAACCACUGCCUGUCGGAGCUGGAGUUUACCCACCACUUCAAACGGCACCAGCUGAGGGCCAGCCUGGGGCUGCCCAUCCGCAUCACGAACAGUAUUUCCAAGCGCUUUCUGGCACCUGAUCUUAUCUGGAACCUGGAGGACUACAGCAAAGCCAAAGACAAGGGCAUGUGCGACCUCCUGGCUGUUCUGGAUGGGCUCUUCAAGGCAGAUCCAGGGGCCAAAGUGAAACUUGUGUUCCAGGAGGAUGUGGCUGUCCUCAAUAGCAUCUUCCUGGCCACCUCACACAUGCGCACACUGGUGCAACACUUUCCAGCCCGCCUCUUCCUGGAGCGUGCCGCCUACCUUGAUGCAGACUUUGAGCUCUACACAGUGUUAUGCCAAGAUGCCAAUGGGCGUGGACGUGAGGUAGCCUACUGCUUGGCACGCCAGGGUCUGCCUGACCUCCUUAUAUUCAUUGUGGCUUCACUGGUGCAGAGCGCCCCAGACAUCAAAUUGCAGGUGAAGGUGGUCACAGUGGGGGCUGGGGUGACAGGGUUGGAUGUGGUGGAGGAGGUUCUGCCAUGUGCCCGUGUCCAGAUCUGCCGCCUGCAGGUCUUGGAGGCCCUCUACUGCAAAGCUUGUGAACUUUCUCUGCCAAAGGAGGACCAGAUUCGCAAUCUGUUGCUCAACUUGGCUAAUGCCAACUCGCCACGGGUCUACAGCCAGUACCUGAGUGACCUGGAAGAUGUAGCUCCACUCUCUUUUUUGCAGUACUUCCUGGAGUGUUGGCAUCCUCACAAAGGUAUGUGGGUAGAGUGUUGGGCCUUUGAGAAGAACAGAGAAUGCUCCUUCCUUGACCACCUUAGCACUCAUCGCCGUAAGCUUCUGACAGCACUCAGCCCUCCUAUGGCGUUGGCCGCCUGUGUCCAGGGCCUGCUAGAUCUCCAGGCUCUGCAUGUGGAGACCUCAAUGCUCAAUGUGGCACCUGUGGUCGAGCUCUACCACACCACCUGCUUGCCUGACAGUGCUGAUCUGGUGGCUGAGGAACUGGAUCUGGUGCCCCAUGCACACUAUGAACUCAAGGACACACCCGAUGGGUACCUACUGGAGGGAAACACCUGCUCUUUUCUGGUGAGCCAGGACCUGGCCAGUUGCAGCUGCUCCAUCUACAUGGCUCACCAGCUGCCCUGCCGACACAUAUUUGCCGCACGCCUUUGGGUUGGAGAGCUUCUCUUUGACCCCAGUCUGCUGCCCACCUCACCAGACAGGCAUCAAGACAGCAUAGGGCAGGAAGAAUGCUAGCCACGAUACCCAUUGGGCCAAGUGCCAGUCCAUUUAUAGGCAUUUAGUGGCAGUACAGAGGCCUGGUGACCACCUCAAUAUUUGCCACUCUAACACAGGGAAGAUGCUGUCCUCAUCAUCACUGCCACACAUCUUUGGGUGUGAAUGAUCCAGUCUGGGGCACUAGACAGAAUGACUGCUAAUCAGUCAUUGUAGGAUUGGUGGGUACUAAGAAAUAUCUCAUGAGUACUGCCAUAUUCUAGGAUAGGGGUACUGUGAACUUAAUAAAUAAAUAAAAUCGAGUCAUAAAUAAAAAUAAACUUCUACAGAUAUUCCAGAGAAAAAGGAACAGAAAACAGGUGCAGUUUGAAGAACAGUUUCGAAGCCCCACGUAGAAGUUGAGCCAGAAGCCUCCAGGUAGCUGCAGUGGAGUUGAGGUAGAGCUGGAAAAGGCUCCUGCCUGAAACCAUGAAGAGCCACUGCCAAUCAGUGAUGACAGUACUGAGCUAGGUAUGUUUCGGUAUGAUGCAAAUAUAUUUUGCAAGUCAAAGCACAAAAUUCUGUAACUAAGAAAGCCAAGUUCUGACAAUUUUCAGCAAGCAGAAUAGGAGAUUGGUGUACGUUCUGCCUUAAAAAAAGGUAAAGAUUCUUCACCAUCACCAAAGUAGCUCAAAUUCUUUUGUAAAAGAUGCUGGACUCUAUAUACAUUGUGCAAAAUGUGGCACAAUCCUGUGCAGAGUUAGGUGACCAUAGAACCUUAAUGAACUUAAGAUGCGUCUAGUUCUGUUUGGAUCGGAGUGUUGAGCAUAUUUACUUGCUUAUUCUGAUUUUGCUAGUUAUGGGAAGAGGCAAAGAACUGUGGAAGUCACUGACAGCCCAGCCUCCAACCAAUGACAAUCCUCAACGCUUCAAGGCUUCUGAGUUUUCCUCCAGGAAAUGUCCACACUCCAGAUACUGGAUUUUAUGCCCCAUAUCAGUUUUCCCAGUUUUGAAAUUCACAGAACCCUAUGAAUAAGCAAUGUACCUUGACAAAGGUUAUACCAUGCUGUUUGAUUAUCUGAUUCAAUAAAUAAUUGGUUUAUUUAUUCA
This is a messenger RNA of Rhineura floridana, 3592 nucleotides long. It is a transcript of the gene ZSWIM9, whose product is annotated as zinc finger SWIM-type containing 9. The record is from RefSeq and is a predicted model, not a curated record. The transcript has 5 exons. NCBI's taxonomy places the organism in Eukaryota, Metazoa, Chordata, Lepidosauria, Squamata, Rhineuridae. Gene Ontology annotation, molecular function: zinc ion binding. The coding region runs from base 905 to 2524 and encodes 539 amino acids.